This is a messenger RNA of Trichoderma gamsii, 3393 nucleotides long. RefSeq lists its product as hypothetical. Bases 1 to 3393 code for a protein of 1130 amino acids. The record is from RefSeq and is a predicted model, not a curated record. NCBI's taxonomy places the organism in Eukaryota, Fungi, Ascomycota, Sordariomycetes, Hypocreales, Hypocreaceae. Gene Ontology annotation, biological process: Golgi to plasma membrane transport. Gene Ontology annotation, cellular component: exomer complex. The transcript has 7 exons. Gene Ontology annotation, molecular function: GTPase activity; protein binding.
AUGGCUGCGGAAGAGCUGCUUGAUCCAGCAGUGCCUGAAUUAUCAGAGGAAGUCCUACACGAGUCGAUUGACGCCCGAACAGAGUCGCUAGCAACACUACGAGAGCUGGGCCCGCCGGACCUGGUGCAUCUCGUAAAGCAGUCCACGCGCGAUGCGCGGAAGCAGACCGGCGUCUACCAUCAUGUUACCGGUGUAGAUGCGUCGUCUUCGGCCAGUCUUGCAGCCUACAUCAAUACUCUGACAUACGGGGACCACAGCCCGAACGCAGUCAGCAAGGUCGUCGCGGGUGUGUUUUGCUGCUACAAUGCCUUUUCAAGAUUGGACAUGCGGGUGCACGUGUCUUACCCCGGAACGGUCGAGAGCUAUUGCGUUGACGAGCGAGGCGACAAGCGAAAGGCUUCGGAUGAUAUGUGGCUAGAGACAUAUCUUUGCAGCGUCCUAAGGGCUUAUUCAUAUGCCGAUGAUGGCAGCGGGAGCAGUAUUCGCAAAAUCGUCGGCGUCCGAAGAUUCAACCCUGUUACAAAAACCGAAACCGAGCAUCGCUUCCUUAACGCGGCCGAACAGCUCUUCUUUAGGGGUUGGCAAUUGGGAUCUGAUUCCAUCGUCCAAGUUCCCACGAAUGUAUCAAAUCAUCUGACUACUGGGCUGCUAAAGUACCUCGAGACAACAGGACGCUAUGCAUCUGGGAUCAAUCUUUUUGAGAAGCUUCGUACUCAGAGUGUCGAAGUCGCCUCUUUGCUGGCAAAAGUGCUUUUCAUGGGUAACGAGGAAGUUUUGGGAGUCAAAAUUCUGCACGAAUCUCUUCAGCACACUCCGAUGGAUUACGUUAUGCUUGACACUCAGGCCGAUUUUCUGCUAAAGAAAGCCCAAAAGGCCGACACACCGGAGGUGAAAGAGGAGAGACUGAAAAUGGCUCUUGGAUGUGCUGACCGCAGCACGAUAGCUGCUCCGAGCGAGUUCAGUACUUGGGCCCGUUUGGCCCAGGUAUACGUUGCGAUGGAAGACUGGGAAAACGCCUUGACUAUACUCAAUUCUUGCCCCAUGUUUACCUACCAAGACAAGGAUUCUCCCAUGAUGCCCGAGCCGAGGGAUGUUCACCUCCCUACUAUGCCUGAGACUCGCCUGGACGAGAUUGACAGCGAGCCUGAGUCAAGAUACUCAGAGCAAGUCGAUCCGAGCCUGCUGAACCUGAGGGCGGCGUCUUAUCGCGGCACAUUCAAGAAAGCGUACGGCAUUUUGACGGAAAUGACAGCCAAGAUCGGCUGGGAUCAGCUUCUCAAGAUACGCAGCAACGUCUUCGUCAUGGAAGACGAAUACCGCACCGAGAAGCAAGAAGCUACCCAAGCUGCUCAGCCAAAACGCACUCCGAGUAUGGACGGCCUCAGGGGCACGCCAGACCCUACCAACAAUGGAGAUGAAGGUUCAGAUGAUGAGGGCGAGAAGUCCUCCGAAGCCGCAACUACACUGGUUCCCAAUGGAGAAGGCAGUGGAGUUGAAAAACCUUCCAGUACAAUUGAUCCAGAAGAGGUCAAGGCCGAUACAACUGAAAACGGCACCCAUGCUGAUGACCACCUCUCCAAACUUAAUACGAAACGGUUAUGUGAGCGUUGGCUUGAUAGCUUGUUCAUGGUCCUGUACGAAGAUUUGCGUGUGUACACAAUCUGGCGCACGCAAAUGGCCCAGUAUCGCGCCCAGCAAAUGCAGUAUAAGAAAUCGGCAGAAGAGUGGGAGAUUCUUGGCUCGCUCGCGGAGCGACUGCAGCACUUUGACGAAGCAGCCGAGGCAUACCGGGCUUGUCUUUCCCUGCGCUUCAGCCCCAAGGCCUUGACCGGCGUCAUGCGCGUCUUUGAAAAGACCAAGAGCACGAGGGACACAGUGGCCGCACUGAUUAGACUUGUCACUUGGCAGUAUAGGUGGUACAGCCAGUUCAGCCCGGAGCUGCUGCGCACCAUGCGCAUAUUGAUCGAGGACGAGGGGGCCUUGAAGCUAAGGACGUCACCGCGGGGCAGCUUUUCUACCUUCUUUGCUACUAAAAAUUUGACCCGCCAAGCUCCUGUCAACCUCAUUUCUAAGCAUCCUGACUUGGGUUUCUCUCGGCGCAUCGGUUUACGACGUAGAAAAGCCUAUCAAAUCAGUCUCCAGAAUGGCCUCAUCAUCGACUGGCGGCGCACCGUCGAUUUCGGCGACGUCGCCUCCCGCCAUUGUCUGCGUAGGCAUGGCAGGCAAGCCUUCACUCCCUCAAGCUGUCCAACAUCGCAAAUAUCUAACACCCUUGUCUUGCAAAAUAUAGGCUCGGGCAAGACGACUUUUAUGCAGAGAAUCAACGCGCAUCUUCACUCAAAGAACACACCGCCCUAUGUCAUUAACCUGGACCCCGCGGUUCUCAACGUUCCCUUCGACAGCAACAUCGAUAUUCGAGACUCGGUCAAUUAUGAAGAAGUCAUGAAGCAGUACAAUCUAGGACCCAACGGAGGCAUCUUGACGUCGCUAAACCUCUUCGCCACAAAGGUCGACCAGAUUGUCAACUUACUGGAGAAGCGCGCCAAGCCCGACCCCGAACACCCGGAGCGCAAGCCCAUUGACCGGAUCCUCGUCGACACCCCUGGCCAGAUUGAAGCUUUCGUAUGGUCUGCUUCAGGAACCAUUCUUCUCGAAUCUCUCGCAUCAGCCUUUCCUACCGUUAUUGCCUACAUCAUUGAUACCCCGCGAACUGCUUCAACGUCUACAUUCAUGUCCAACAUGCUCUACGCCUGCUCCAUUCUAUACAAAACAAAGCUACCUAUGAUCCUCGUCUUCAACAAGACUGAUGUCAAGGAUGCUUCAUUCGCCAAAGAGUGGAUGACGGACUUUGAAGCAUUCCAAGAAGCUCUGCGCCGCGACGAGAACUCUGAUACAUUCGGCGGACAAGAAGGGUUCGGAAGCGGUGGCAGCGGCUACAUGGGCAGCCUGCUCAACUCGAUGAGCCUGGUGCUGGAGGAGUUUUAUUCAAAUCUCAGUAUGGUGGGGGUCAGUUCAAGAAUGGGAACUGGCAUCGACGAGUUCUUUGAGGCUGUGGAAGAGAAGAGGAAAGAGUUCUUGGAGGAUUACCUGCCCGAGCUGGAACGACGACGAGAAGAGCGAGAGGAACGAAAGAAGAAGACUCGCCAGGAGGAGCUGGACAAGAUGAUGCAGGGCAUGUCUGUUGUCGCCAACGACGCAGCGGAGAGGAAGCCUAUCCAGGUCAAUGACGACGACGUGGAUGUCCCCAGCGAUGCCGACUCUGGCGAUGACGACGACGACGACGAAACGACCAAGGAGGGCCUGCAGGCGAGGUACGCCGCUGCUAUGGAUGGCAAGGACGAAGGCAUCUUGGGUGACGCGAGUUUUGCCAAGUACUUGCACACGCAGCGGUAA